GGAAGAUGUUGGGACAGCAAAGAUGUCCGCGCUCAUUUGAAAACCUGCGGUAGCCAAAUCCAGAGUUUGGCACCUGAUUCAUGUUUUUUUUAUGUUGACACCGUUCACGACGUUGUGCUGACGCAAGACUUAAACACAGGAAACAUAAAGGACUCCACGACAAGAGCCAGACUAUUCCGUACUAUCAGAAAUAAUGCUGAUAUCUGGAACUCAUGUCGGAAGUCGUGUAUGAAGAGACAGCCACGAUGAUCGCAGCAGGGGAAUUGCAGUCGUUUGUCCCGUUCGGCCGCGAGCACUGCAGGAACCAUCCAAACGCCUUCAACCUGCAGCUCAGAGAGCUCCAGCCUGCCUCCGAGCUCUGGUCGUCAGAUGGCGCCGCCGGCCUGGUCGGGUCGCUGCAGGAAGUCAGUCUGCAGGAGAGAGAGAGGGAAUGCUGGCAGCUUAGGAAGGGCUGCAAGGGAAUCAGGGAGGAAGAUGUGGAGUUUGAAGAGGAGCUCUACACAGCAGGAACUGUGGUCGUCUGGAGCCAGGGCAGCCGGACACAAGCCUCCAACGUCUAUAAGGCCUUCACUGUCGACAGCCCGGUGCAGCAGGCCUUAUGGUGUACAUUUGCUGUUCCUCAGAACAAGAAAGAUGAAGAGGAAGUGGAGCAGACAGUCUGUAUCGUCCAGAGUAGCUGUGUCAACGUGCACACCAUAACUGGGAAGGAUUUCAUCUCACCACUACCUUUCCAGGUGUCAAAUGUCUGGGCGACAAAGUUUGGACUUUUGUUAGAACGAAAAAACACAGCGACAGACUCACAACUCCCCGGGGAAUCUCUCCCCACAGUCUUCAGCAUGCUGCAUCCUCUCGACGAGAUUGCACCAAUAGUGUGUAAACCUGCAGGUGUGUUUGAAAGCUCCCGUGUGCAGUAUGCAUCGGAUGCCACCAUGAAGAUAGUGUUCAGCUGCUGCCAGCCCUCUAUAGUUGUCUCCUAUGACACUGUACAGGGAAUACACUCUGUCUGGGCCCUGCGCAAAGUCACACAGGAUGAGCGAUUUUCAGUCCUGCGGUGUACAGCAGAUCCGGUUGGCACUCCUUUGUGUCUGAAGGCAUCGGGCUUACUGACCUCUCACCUCCGUAAUAUCUCACGCCUGGACUCCCCCGGAGGCAGUGGGGCAACCGGGCUCGGCCCAGAAAAGUAUACAAGUUGUGCCAUUGCCACCUCUCCUCUCCACUACAGCGCUCUGCACAGCCACCCGAGCAGAAUCUUGACGUCUUCACCAGGGAUACACCCCCGGGUUCAUUCCCCGAGUAUAUCCAACAUGGCUGCCCUCAGCCGGGCCCAUCCUCCAGGCAUGGCGACUCCAUCCUUUUCUGGUGCGGCUCGUUUCAACACGUCCUUCCACAGCCAGUCCCCCAGGGGGCACCACGGCCUGCUGCCCUCUGCCAACAGCACGGUCAACGAGACGCUGCUGGUGCCGGAGAUGGAGCCCAUCUUGCCCGACCUGUGCAUCGAGCAGCUGUGGAGCGAGACCGUCACAGCUGGUUGUUACAGGGAGAUGAGCAGCCAGGCAUCUAAAGUAUUUCUGACCUCUGACCUCUGUGAGAACCACUACCUCUGUUUCCUGGUGGAGUCUCACCAGCAGCUCAGAUGUGUGAAGUUUUUUGAAAGCAACAAUUCGUCUCAGCUGAUCUUCACAUCUGUCACGACGAUCCCUGCCAAAGACGCAGAGCCUCUGCAGAAUAUCGAUGCCAUGCUGGUGCUGGAGGCCUGUGGCAGUCUGGUUCUCUACACAGGAAUCACCAGGGUCAGUAAGGUGUUCGUCCCCGGCCUCCUGUCGCCCACCUUCAGCCUGACCAACCACGUGUCUCACUUCAGCUCAGCGAUGGAGAAAGUUAGCACGCCGGCUAAUGCUGGUAGCAGGCACCUCCAAAGACUGGAUGAGAGAUCAGAUGAGGUGGAGCUGCCUCCAGCAAUAGAGGAUGAGGCAGAGAGAAGCAGCAGCAGCACAGGGUUGCAGCAGGGCAUCAUGCCGUCACCAGUGUCUGAGCUGAGGGGUCCAAACAUUAAACACCACGAAGGUUCAUUUUUGGAUGAUUACAAUUUCCAACAUACCACGCCCUACAUCCAUGCGCUGCGGGACCCCGUCUGCAACCGGGUCACUUUGGAACUAAGCAGUGGCACAAUGCUGAGGAUCUCCAUCCCAGAGAUCGCUACCUCAGAGCUUGUGAGGAAAUGCCUGCAGGCCAUUCGUUUCAUCCUGCCCAAGGAAGCUGCCAUGAAGGUUUUGGUGAAGUGGUAUAACAUCUACAACGCGCCCGGGGGUCCGAGUGCUCACGCAGAGUGGAACCUGUUCGUCACCUGCUUCAUGACGCUGAUGGGCUACAACACUGAGCGCCUGGCGUGGACCCGAAACCUGCAUUUUGAAGUGCCUCUCUCUCCGGUGAUUGCUGCUAAGAAGGCUCGUCCCUCUGAUGGAGGCUCUGAAGAGGACCUGGACUACCUGUUAGGGUCUCACUACCACCGGCAGAUUAAUUCCCAACCUAUCUGCUCCAACAAUGCUCUCACUACAGAAACUAUGUCCUCUCCCUCCACUCCCUCUCUGAAGUUGGACAGUUCGGCUCCUCUCUUCCCUCACAUUCCCGCUCUUUUCUACGUCCUCCAUCUGCUCUACCAGGAGCUGCAGCUCGAUGAGCUGCAGAGAGCGAGAGCCUCAUCGCUGGUCUGUCUGCUGCAACAGCUGGCGAGAGACCUCCAGUUGGAUGAGUAUGUGGAUCUGUACUGGAGAGACUACCCCUCCUUAAUAAGUGGCUUCACUGAGAGCUGCGUCAUAGACCAGGCUCUGAUUGGUCAGAUGCAGCGUCCGUCCUUCCUGACAGAGGAGCCUCCCUGCGUGCUCAGCUGGCUCAGCAGCUGUCUGAGAGGAGAGGAAGUCCCGCCUUUCCCCUGCCUGCCCGACAUCUGCCACAGGACCCGGCUGCUGGUUCUGAGUUAUGCUCUCUACAUCAUUGGAGAUGAACAUGCUACUUCAACGGAUAAAUCAAAAUACCUGGCCAAGCUUUCUGCAGGCCAGAAGAACUGUGCCAGUGAACCGCAGUACAGGAGACAAAGCAGUGUGAAGGUUCAGUUUUCCAGUGAGAGUCUGGCUGAGCAGCUGGUGGUGUGGCUCACCUCAGAAGGUUUCACCCUGAAGGACCUGGAGUCGGUCCCCUUCGGUGUGGCUCUGCCAAUCAGAGAGGCCAUCUACCGCUGCCGGGAGCGACCGUGCUCUGAUUGGUCAGAGGAGGUCUGUCUGCUGAUUGGGCGACAGGAUCUGACUAAACAAGCACACAAGAUGACUCUGGCCAAAAGCAAAGCUUCUGUUGGUUCAGGUCUCUCCUUGGAGCCUCCUGCGACCACAGAAGCAGACGAGGAGGAAGACGGGAUGUCGGACAUUAUUCAAGAGGUCACAGGGCUGAUCUGGAGUCAGGAUCUGAGGGUCCAGGAGGUGAGGAGGCUGCUGCAGAGCUCCAGGCCGGUCCGAGUCAGUGUCGUCCAGCUACCAGAGGUCUCUGAUCACGAGUACAUAGAGGAGAAAGAGAACAAACUCCUGCAGUUGUGUCAGAGGACCAUGGCUCUUCCUGUUGGCCGAGGCCUCUUCACCCUCUUCUCUUAUCACCCUGUACUAACAGAACCUUUACCUGUCCCAAAACUCAACCUGACAGGCCGAGCCCCUCCUAGGAACACCAUGGUGGAUCUGAACAGCGGGAACAUUGAUGUUCCUCCCAACAUGACCAGCUGGCCCAGCUUCCACAACGGAGUAGCUGCCGGACUCAAAAUAGCCCCGGCUUCGCAGGUGGACUCGGCCUGGAUUGCCUACAACAAGCCAAAGAUCCCUGAGCUGGCCAAUGAGUACGCAGGCUUCCUCAUGGCCCUGGGCCUCAACGGACACCUCACCAAGCUGGCAACGCUCAACAUACAUGACUACCUCACCAAGGGUCACGAGAUGACCAGUAUUGGGCUCCUUCUGGGUGUGUCUUCAGCCAAACUGGGCACCAUGGACAUGUCAAUCACUCGCCUCCUUAGUAUUCACAUCCCUGCUCUUCUCCCACCAACCUCCACCGAGCUGGAUGUACCACACAAUGUUCAGGUUGCUGCUGUAAUCGGCAUCGGUCUGGUGUACCAGGGAACAGGACACAGACACAACGCUGAAGUCUUGCUCUCUGAGAUAGGUCGACCUCCAGGUCCAGAGAUGGAGUACUGCACUGACAGAGAGUCCUAUUCCCUCGCUGCAGGACUGGCUCUGGGCAUGGUGUGUCUGGGGCAUGGCAGUAACCUGAUCGGGAUGACAGACCUGAACGUCCCGGAGCAGCUGUAUCAGUACAUGGUGGGGGGGCACCGCAGGGCUCAGGCCGGGGCCAGCAGGGAGAGACACAAAUCCCCCAGCUACCAGAUCAAGGAGGGUGACACUAUAAAUGUAGAUGUGACGUGUCCAGGGGCAACGCUGGCCCUCGCCAUGAUCUACCUCAAGACCAACAACAGGUCCAUCGCUGAUUGGCUGAAACCUCCAGACACCUGGUUCCUGUUGGACUUCAUCAAGCCAGAGUUUCUGCUGCUGAGGACUCUUGCUCGGUGUAUUAUAAUGUGGGAUGAAAUCCUCCCAAAUACUGAGUGGGUCAAGAGUAACAUACCCCAGAUCAUGAGGGGGACCUUUGACCCUUCAGAAGACAUUAACAUGGAGACAAUGGCCCAAGCUCAGGACUACAUCACUGCCGGGGCCUGCAUGGCGUUGGGUUUGCGUUUUGCCGGCUCUGCCAACUCCGACGCCUUUGACUGCCUUUACGAGUUUGCGCGAAACUUCAUGAAGAUCAUGUCCUUUGCUGGUACAGCUGCAGUUCAGACGGGUUACUACAACCUGCAGACCGGUCUGUCCAUGAUUCUGCUGGCGAUGUCCAUGGUGAUGUCCGGCACCGGGAACCUGAAGGUCCUGCAGCUCUGUCGCUUCUUCCACAAGAGGACCGGCGGAGAGAUGAACUACGGCUUCCACAUGGCUCACCACAUGGCACUGGGCCUGCUGUUCCUGGGAGGUGGCAGGUACACCCUGAGCACCUCCAAUUCAGCCAUCGCCGCUCUGCUGUGCGCCCUGUACCCACACUUUCCUGCUCACAGCACCGACAACCGCUACCACCUGCAGGCCCUGCGGCACCUGGCUGUUCUGGCUGCAGAGCCGCGGCUGCUGGUGCCCGUGGAUGUGGACUCUCUGAAGCCCUGCUACGCCCUCUUAGAGGUCACCUACAAGGAGACAAAGUGGUACGACGAGACAACUGUAGAACUGAUGGCUCCCACCAUGCUUCCUGAGCUGCACCUCCUCAAAACGGUAAAGGUAAAGGGGCCGAGAUACUGGGAACUGUCCGUAGACCUCAGCAAGGAAACACAGCAUCUAAAGUCCAUCCUGUGCAGAGAUGGCGUGUUGUACGUGAAGCUGCGGGCUGGACAGCUGCCCUACAAGGACGACCCUCAGGGCUGGAAGAGCCUGCUGGCUUCAACCGUCAACCGCCGCAACUCUGGAGUCAGAGCGUUCAAGCCUGAAGCCAUCUCUACGUUCACCUCAGAGCCGGCCUUGGUCUCAUUUGCAGAGUUCUUCUGUAAAACAUCUGAAGAAAUAAAACAAAGAGAUGAUACUCUCGUGUUGUUCUCGGCGAUGCUGUACGAAUGUGUGACGCAGGAAUGUCCAGAGAUGCUGCCCACCUAUAUUGCUAUUGAGCAGGCGGUGGGGGCUCUGCGUCGGAGGGAUCUGCUCCAGACCUUCCCCCUGUGGCAGAUGCGUCUGGUGGUGGAGCUGUGGGACAGCCGGGUGCAGCGGGGGCCCAACAACCGCCACGACGCGCUGCUCACCUCCGAGUUCCUGCCCGUCAUGAAGAACAUGGUGGAUGUGGCACUGGACAGCUGGCUCAAAGAGAACAGCUCAGUGUUGAGGUCCUACAUGAGGGGCGAGGCCCUCCCUCAGAACGGACAGUCCAUGGCGCUGGCCUGCUUCCUGGUGUACCGCUCCAUCCCCUGCCUCAGGAACACACACACUCAGCUGGAGAGCUGCAGCUCUCUGGGAGAUGUGUUGUCUCGUAGCAGCCAGUUGAGGAUCCCUCUCAGAGAUCUACUGCGACUGGUUCCCGUCCUGCUGGGCUCUGCCUCCGGAGCAUUCCCUCUGCAAGCAUUUUGAUCCCGAUGCUCAGUACUAGUCACCUGGCUAGCUCCCUCUCACAGGUGCUCUUCGUAACCGUACGUUCCCACUGCGAGCACAGGUAGGAUCUGAUUUCUGUAACACCUGCGAGUGUGUGCAGGAAAGGGAACAACGUAACGGGUGUCCUGCCUCUGAGAUGAACUGUUUGGAAAACACAGACUUUGUUUUCUUCUCAGUCACUAAUUAGUAGAGUUUUGUAAAAUAAUGUUGCCAUUUAGUUAGUUUUUUACAGCAUGAAGACAUUAGGCUGCAGUAAUGAUGCAGCACAUGUGCCAUUUCUUUGGUACAACAAAUCCAGUACCGUGGCUUUUUUUAGAUGGGUGCCUCUUCCUCAAUGUUCCAACAGAAAACACAUUUUCUCCACCGCCAAACAAGGACAGAAAGGACCGGUCAGUACGAUGGAAGGAUUCGCCUGUAGUUGUAUUGAUGUUGCCUGUGAGCUCAGGCCACUGUGUUCUGUCAACGAGAAGGCAGGGGCUAUCAAAUAAAAAAGUACCUGCACACUUGA
Gymnodraco acuticeps is the source of this 6708-nucleotide messenger RNA. RefSeq names its product anaphase promoting complex subunit 1 (gene anapc1). Lineage: Eukaryota; Metazoa; Chordata; Actinopteri; Perciformes; Bathydraconidae. The record is from RefSeq and is a predicted model, not a curated record. Gene Ontology annotation, molecular function: molecular adaptor activity. Gene Ontology annotation, biological process: anaphase-promoting complex-dependent catabolic process; protein K11-linked ubiquitination; metaphase/anaphase transition of mitotic cell cycle. Gene Ontology annotation, cellular component: anaphase-promoting complex. Bases 213 to 6179 code for a protein of 1988 amino acids. The transcript is spliced from 54 exons.